AUGACUCUCAGGGCAAAUAUCCCUAUACAAGAUCUGACGGACCAGUGCCCUAAAUUGCCUUGAUUUGUUUCCCUUAGUAGAAAUAAACGGUAAUGACUCCGAAUGUACAGCCUUUCGCUGGCACAACCUGGAUACUCUGAAUUUUAAAAUGUGAAUUAUCCUUUUUCAUGUUGGCUAGCCUCGAGAGCUUGGCAUUGGUUAAUGCACGUCAACUCCUACUGUUCCCUGCUGCUUCAUUCUCGCUUGGGUCUCACUACAGCUACUGAGCAGCAAACAGACAGAUCCCAAUACUCUCAUCAGCAUCCCCCCACCAACACCUCCUCCUCUUCCUGAGUCUCUGAAUAAUACCUAGACAGCAGUCAGUCAGCAAGAGCAGGGAAAUAGCGCGGAUUUAGCUGCAGCGCAGGCUUCUUUGUCUACAUUUAUCAAAACUGCCCGAAGAGUUAAAUGAACUAUAUACCAGCAUUGAAAGAGUUGUGCAUUCAGUGGUGUAGUUCUGGUUCCGUCAUCGGUGGAAUUGGCAUUUUGUUUGCUUCCUUUGUGUCUUUCUACCUUUCACAAUGCUGCUGGGUAAAAAGUUGUGUUCGGACAGCGAUCAGAUUUGUAUGAGGUAAAACUGACAUUAUCUUGCGGCACCUGAACUUUUACUCUGAUUUGGGGAUUAGUGUUUGAGCCACAGAAUUUCCACGAGUUGUCCCAUUAGGAAAGCAUAUGUUUUUUUUCUAGACUUGGAUGUGCAUUUACCUGCAAGGAAGAAUCACUCGUAAACCUGGGUUACACCUACAUACGAUUAGUUUUUCAGGUCCAAGUUCAUCUGCCAUUCAGGAUUUUCCUUUUAAAACGUUACCUGGCACCUUUCUCCCCAUCCAUUGGAGCCAAUGUAGUUUGCAUCGAUUUAUUUCCAGACUACAGUAAAAUGCCUGCAGUACCACGAGAAUUAAGAUAAUAAUGUUUUUGGGAGGCUAUCCGAUGAGCCUGCAUCUGUUGACCAGUGAGCAUUUUCAACCACACUGACCAUCAAAGUUUGCUUUCAAGAGUUUUUAAGGUACAGAUGUUUUCCCGAUAAACUGAAUGGCAAUUGAAGGUACUGCAACUACGGAACUUGUCCAUUGAUUCAGAUCGUGACUUCUCUCCUACACCAUGAAAUCUGUUUUUUAUAGUCCUAUAUUCAUCAUUUUGCCCUGGAUCCUGAUCGUCCUUAUUAUGAUCGACAUCGACACAAAGCGCUCUUAUGUCAGGUUGCCCGUUCAGCACCAGCAGUUUGUAGAUCGCAAGGGCCCCAGGACCGCUGCAGCCGACCCCGAGUUGCUGCCCAUCAUCUAUGCCAUCACCCCCACAUAUACGCGAGCUGUGCAGAAGGCAGAGCUCACCCGGCUCGCCAACACUUUCCGUCAGGUGCCCCGCCUGCACUGGGUAGUGGUGGAGGAUGCGGCCGCGCGCACUGAGUUGGUCGCGCGACUCUUAGCUUCGUCUGGGCUGCCCUAUACCCAUCUGAAUGUGGCUACACCGAGGCGCUACAAGCGAGCUGGCUUACCGCGAGCCACCGAGCAGCGCAAUACCGGCCUGAGCUGGUUAAGAGUGCAGCGGCGGUCACCUCAGGAACCUGGAGUCGUAUACUUUGCAGACGAUGACAACACCUACAGCUUGGAGCUGUUCAGCGAGAUGAGAUCAACUCAAAAAGUAUCUGUGUGGCCUGUGGGAUUGGUUGGUGGUCGACGUUAUGAACGUCCUAUAGUAGAGAAUGGAAAAGUAGUCGGAUGGUAUACAGGUUGGAGAGCAGAUCGACCAUUUGCCAUUGAUAUGGCAGGAUUUGCUGUGAGCCUUCAAGUUAUCCUGUCAAAUCCUAAAGCUGUCUUCAAGCGCAGAGGAUCACAGCCAGGAAUGCAAGAAUCUGAUUUUUUGAAACAGAUUACAACAGUAGACGACCUAGAACCUAAAGCGUCUAACUGUACUAAGGUCUUCGUCUGGCACACAAGAACAGAAAAAGUGAAUUUAGCCAAUGAACCUAAGGACCCUCAGGACACAGUACAGAUUGAGCUGAGUACUUAGCGUCUGACCCGCUGAGCUCCCCGUCCAUCCUCCAAUUGUGUUUGCAGGCUGGCUGAAACCCAUCAUGCCACUGGU
Messenger RNA from Protopterus annectens (West African lungfish), 2124 nucleotides. It is a transcript of the gene B3GAT2, whose product is annotated as beta-1,3-glucuronyltransferase 2. The record is from RefSeq and is a predicted model, not a curated record. The transcript is spliced from 5 exons. Gene Ontology annotation, molecular function: galactosylgalactosylxylosylprotein 3-beta-glucuronosyltransferase activity. The coding region runs from base 1141 to 2049 and encodes 302 amino acids. Gene Ontology annotation, biological process: chondroitin sulfate proteoglycan biosynthetic process; carbohydrate metabolic process. Lineage: Eukaryota; Metazoa; Chordata; Ceratodontiformes; Protopteridae. Gene Ontology annotation, cellular component: Golgi membrane.